Messenger RNA from Hypomesus transpacificus, 1814 nucleotides. RefSeq names its product ATPase Na+/K+ transporting subunit beta 3b (gene atp1b3b). The transcript has 7 exons. Gene Ontology annotation, biological process: sodium ion export across plasma membrane; potassium ion import across plasma membrane; intracellular sodium ion homeostasis. Gene Ontology annotation, molecular function: ATPase activator activity. NCBI's taxonomy places the organism in Eukaryota, Metazoa, Chordata, Actinopteri, Osmeriformes, Osmeridae. Bases 201 to 1034 code for a protein of 277 amino acids. The record is from RefSeq and is a predicted model, not a curated record. Gene Ontology annotation, cellular component: sodium:potassium-exchanging ATPase complex.
UCUUCUCGGCAAAUGUUCAUGAGCUGCGGUGGUGAAGCUUUGUGGAGAGGUAACGGUAUCGUGGCUACAUUGUGACGGAGACAUCAGGGAGACCACUUUUGUUAACACAAAACCGACGACCCCAGCCUUCUCAGGUCUAUCAAUUCAUCUUUUAAAUUAUUUUUCGGUACGCGUUUUGAUUUGCCAUCCCAAAACCAACUAUGUCGAACAAGGAGGAGAAACCCGAAGAUAAACAGUCUUGGAAAGAUUUUUUCUACAAUCCACGAACAGGAGAGUUCAUUGGUCGUACCGCCAGCAGUUGGGCCCUGAUCUUCCUCUUCUACCUGGUGUUCUAUGGCUUCUUGGCUGGGAUGUUCACUCUGACUAUGUGGGUCAUGCUUCAGACGCUGGAUGACAACACUCCAAAGUACAGAGACAGGGUGGCCAAUCAGGUAACACCCAGUUUGGUGAUCAGGCCUCACUCCAUGGAAAUCUCUUUCAACCGCUCUGACCCCGGCCAGUACCAACAGUACAUUCAGCAUCUGGAAUCCCAGCUGCAGCAAUACAACGACAGCAUCCAGGAACAGAAUGAUCUGUGUAUGGUGGGGGAGUACACGGAGCAGGAUGAGGUGCAGGAGAAGAAGGUGUGCCAGUUCAAGCGCAGCAUGCUCAGGCAAUGCUCCGGCCUGUCCGACACCACGUUCGGCUAUGCCGAGGGCAAGCCUUGCAUCCUGGUCAAGAUGAACAGGAUCAUAGGACUGAAGCCGCGCGGAAACCCCUAUAUCAACUGCACAGCCAAGAGAGAGACCUCCCUGCAGAUGCAAUACUUCCCCAAAGAGGGGAGCUUGGAUAAGAUGUACUUCCCGUACUACGGAAAAAACCUGCAUCCCACCUACGUCCAGCCCCUAGUGGCUGUGAAGCUGCUCCUGAGCAAAGAGGACUACAAUACGGAGCUGUCAGUGGAGUGUAAGAUCGAGGGCUCGGACCUGAAGAACAACGACGACCGCGACAAGUACCUCGGCCGGGUCACGUUCAGGGUCACCGUGUCCGAGUAGGAAUUUCAGGGACCACCAGAGCACAAUGCCAGUGUUGCAUAAAAAAUAUCGAAGACCCCCCCCCCCCCCCCUCCCACCCAGAAUGUCCUCACCCAUCCACGCGGAGCCCAGUCCUUUCUAGGUGCUGGCCUGUACCACUGGCUACUGAAGGGGGUGGACUGAGGGACGCUGUGGUAGUGGGGGUGGUGUGCUCCUGAUUAUUGUUUUUAACCCUAACUCAUAUCACUGCAGUCACUGACUCCACUUCCCUGGCUGCCUCCCUCCCUCACUGCCCCCGGGUAAGAAGACAAGAGAAUCGUAACAAGAUGACCCCUCCCCCCCUCCCACACACACAAAAAUUGUUUAGCCCCACCUCCCAUUGAGUCAGUGAAGGAAUAGCAACAUUGUGCCAAUGUAGGGACCUGUAAAUAGCUGCUUUGGAGCAUUUUGAGUUGGUGGUUUUUUUCUCCUGUAGUGCUGUGUAGUCUGCUGUGUAAUAUGGUAUUUGUCUGUGUACAUAAUUGAUGGGUUUAAAUGCUCUUUGUCUUAUCUCACUAUGUCUAAACGCUGUAAGAAUCAAACUAAGAAAUAGAUAAAUAGUUGUAAUUUAAAAGUAUUGAGCAAGAGAAUACAUUAAGGAUGGAAAUGCCAAAAAAUACAUAUAAAUAUUUACAUUAUUUUAACCUGUCCAACAUCAAAGGGAAGUGAUUUUUUUUUUUACCCUGACAGGAAAUGUGCUUUGUACAGAUGCCUUAAGGUCUGUAUGAGAACAAAUUUGAAAUAAAGAUGAUUUUAAAGAAA